AUGGUCGGCCCUACGGAAACUCGUAAGAAAAAGAGAAUCCAUCUCAACGGGUUCGACAUGUUUACUGUCAGUCAUUUGUCGUUUGGGCAAUGGCAAAACCCCAAAGACCGGUCGAAAACAAAGCGCCGCGAUCUUUCAUACUGGACAGACCUAGCAAAGAUUUUGGAAAAGGGGGAUUUUACCGCAUUAUUCCUCGCCGAUACCUAUGGAAUCUAUGACACUUACAAAGGAAGCGCCGAGCCAGCCAUCCGUUAUGGUGCUCAAGUACCAAUGGGGGACCCAUCUAUUCCAAUCACGGCAAUGGCCUCCGUAACCAAGAACCUAUUAUUUGCCAUCACCACAUCCACAUCAUAUGAGGCACCAUAUGUUGUUGCAAAGCGAUUCUCAACCCUAGAUCAUUUGACCCAGGGUCGCUUUGGGUGGAACAUUGUAACUUCUUGGAAAGCGUCGGCAUCGAAAGCUCUUGGACUGCCUCUAGUGGAGCACGAUAAACGGUAUGAAAUUGCAGACGAGUAUCUACGUGUCCUAUACAAGCUAUGGGAAGGGAGCUGGGCAAACGAUGCGUUGAAGGAAGAUGUUGAGACGGCUGAAUAUACCGAUCCUGAUCGCAUCAAGUAUGUGCAUCACCAUGGAGAAAACUUCGAACUUGAUGGUGUUCAUAUUCUAGACCCCUCGCCGCAAAGAACGCCAUUCCUAUUUCAAGCGGGAACCUCCCCAGCAGGGAUUGCCUUUGGUUCUACCCACGCGGAAGCAAUCUUUGUCGCAGGAAUCAGCCCACAAGCCGUGGCUCCGAAAGUGAAAGCGAUUCGUGAAGAGGCUGCUAAGAGAGGUCGUGAUCCGAAUUCCGUAAAGAUAUUCCCCGUGAUCACCCCGAUCAUUGGCCGGACUGAGGAGGAGGCCCAAGAGAAGUAUGAAGAGGCCUUAAAAUAUGCCAACCACGAAGCUGGUCUUGCGUUCUGGUCUGGCGGAAGUGGCAUCGAUAUAAGCCAAUUUGACCUGGAUCAGGAAAUCAAGCCAACCGAUGUUCAUGUGGAUGCGCGUGUGCAUACAACGCUGAGUCACCUUCAGCAUACUAGUCCUGAUAUUCCGGCAUGGACACCGCGAAACAUUGGGAAAUGGAUUGCACUUGGUGCAAAUGGACCUAUUCCAGUUGGAACACCUCAGAGAGUGGCAGAUAUUCUGGAAGAGUGGGUGAACGUAGCAGACGUGGAUGGGUUUAAUAUCGGUUAUAUUAUUUCACCGGCUUCAUUCGAGGAUGUCACCGAACUUUUGGUACCGGAACUACGGAGAAGAGGGCUAUACGACGCUUUGCCAGGAAGCACGCUGAGAGAAAAAAUAUAUGGCGAAGGUCAGAAAUCCUUGAGGGAUGACCAUGCUGGGAGCCAGUACAAGUAUGAUGUAUAUGAUGGAAAGUAA
Molecule: messenger RNA, 1416 nt
Organism: Talaromyces atroroseus
Lineage: Eukaryota; Fungi; Ascomycota; Eurotiomycetes; Eurotiales; Trichocomaceae
Exons: 4
Coding region: 1-1416 (471 amino acids)
Molecular function (GO): monooxygenase activity; oxidoreductase activity, acting on paired donors, with incorporation or reduction of molecular oxygen
Source: RefSeq, a predicted model, not a curated record